GUUGGUUUUCCACCUCGAAACGGGAGAUCCCAGGCCUAGACGGCGUUCCAGGGAAGGCAGCAACCCCUGUCCCGAGAGACCGUUUUACCAGCGCAAACGAAGAUCCGCAUCCCCCUAAAUUGGGUCGACAGCACGCAAAAAGUAUCACAAGGAAAUCUCGAGACAACAGCACCAUGGCGGAGGCAAUCACGGAGGGGGCUGCGAAGCUCCAGCUCGAUGAGGAGACGGGGGAGAUGGUCUCCAAGAGCGAGCUGAAGAAGCGCCUCCAGAAGAGGGCUAAGAAGGCAGCCACUGCGAAAGCGAAGGAUACGGCGGCCAAGGAGGCUGCAGCGUCGGGCGCGUCCAAGACCAAGCCCGCCGCGAAACCUGCGCCAAAGCCAGAGGAGCCCGUCAUCGACACCGACGCCAUGUUCAAGCAGGGCUUCCUAGAUGAGGUCUUCCGCAACCGCCCGAUGAAGCCCGUCUUCACUCGUUUCCCUCCCGAGCCCAACGGCUUCCUCCACAUCGGCCACGCAAAGGCCAUCGCGGUCAACUUCGGCUUCGCGAGAUACCACGGCGGCCAGUGCUACCUACGCUACGACGACACGAACCCCGAGAAGGAGGAGGAGAAGUAUUUCACCUCGAUCGAGUCCAUGGUCCGCUGGCUCGGAUUCUCGCCAUACAAGAUCACGUACUCGAGCGACAAUUUCGAUAAGCUCUACGAGCUGGCCGAGAAGUUGAUUAUGCUGGGCAAGGCAUACGUGUGCAAGUGUGGCGAUGCCGACAUUAAACUGCAGCGCGGUGGCGAGAAGGGCAAGACUCCGCGCUUCCGGUGCGCGCAUGCGGAUCAGACGUCCGAGGACAAUCUCGCCCAGUUCCGCGACAUGCGGGAUGGAAAGUACCAGGAGAGAGAAGCAUUCCUACGUAUGAAGCAGGACAUCACGAACGGAAACCCCCAGAUGUGGGAUCUGGCGGCAUAUCGCGUCAAGAAGGCAGAGCACCACAGGACUGGAGACAAAUGGAAGAUAUAUCCGACAUACGAUUUUACCCACUGCCUAUGCGAUUCUUUCGAAGGCAUCACACACUCGCUGUGUACGACCGAAUUCGUCCAGUCCCGCGAAAGCUACGAGUGGCUUAACACGAGCCUAGGAGUCUAUGAGCCGCAGCAGCGCGAGUAUGGCCGCCUUGGCCUCGGCGGAACAGUUCUCUCGAAGCGAAAGAUCCUCAAGCUUGUCGAGCUGGGCCACGUCCGUGACUGGGAUGACCCGCGACUGUACACGCUGACGGCGAUCAAGCGUCGCGGAGUACCGCCUGGAGCCAUUCUCGAGUUUGUCAACGAGCUUGGCGUGACGACGGCGGGCACAGUUAUAGAGAUCAAGCGGUUCGAGCAGACCAUCCGCCGUUACCUCGAGCGGACAGUGCCGCGGCUGAUGAUGGUCCUGGAACCCCUCCGUGUCGUCAUCGAGGAUGCGGACGACCUGGACGGCAAGCCGCUGUCGGUGCCUUUCUCCCCCAGGGUACCGGCUAUGGGUUCGCACGAGCUCAUAUUCACCAAGACGGUCUUCAUUGAUCGGUCCGACUUCCGCGAGGUGGACAGCAAGGACUACUUCCGCCUGGCUCCUGGAAAGUCCGUUGGUCUUCUCCAGGUGCCCUUCCCCAUCAAGGCAGUUUCGUUCACCAAGGACGAGGUCACGGGCCAGGUCACCGAGGUCCGGGCCGUGUUCGACCGCGAAAAGAAGAAGCCCAAGGCCUACAUUCAGUGGGUGCCCGAGGGCUCACACAAGUGCGAGGCGCGCGUGUACAACCCGCUAUUCGCAUCAGAGAGCCCGGACAGUGCCGAGGGCGGCUUCCUAGCAGACCUCAACCCAGACAGCCAGAUCAUAUACCCUGAUGCACUCAUCGAAACUGGGUUCGACGAGGUGAAGCGAAGGGCACCGUGGCCGGAGGCGGCCGGUGAGAGCGAGCUGGGCAAGGGGGGACUUGAGAGCGUGCGCUUCCAGGCGACUCGGGUUGCCUACUUUGCCAUGGACUCGGAUAGCACGGACGACAAGAUUAUCCUCAACAGGAUCGUCUCGCUGAAGGAAGAUGCGGGCAAGAACUGAGUCGGCAAUACACUGUGAGUAAUUCUUUUUUGGCGUCGGGAUAUUGGGUACUGGCAUUUGGCGCUGGUGUCGGGUCUUGAGUUGCCAAGGAACAUGCAAUAGAGAUGUGAUUUCGAAGGAUAUCACGCGGCGAGUCUAAACAGAUGCUUCAUGUGCCCCUGAUUGGGGGGGGG
This is a messenger RNA of Gaeumannomyces tritici R3-111a-1, 2254 nucleotides long. Its product is annotated as glutaminyl-tRNA synthetase. Gene Ontology annotation, molecular function: ATP binding; glutamine-tRNA ligase activity. Gene Ontology annotation, biological process: translation; glutaminyl-tRNA aminoacylation. Gene Ontology annotation, cellular component: cytoplasm; cytosol. The record is from RefSeq and is a predicted model, not a curated record. The transcript has 3 exons. NCBI's taxonomy places the organism in Eukaryota, Fungi, Ascomycota, Sordariomycetes, Magnaporthales, Magnaporthaceae. Bases 174 to 2081 code for a protein of 635 amino acids.